This is a messenger RNA of Gallus gallus (chicken), 1543 nucleotides long. RefSeq names its product eva-1 homolog C (gene EVA1C). Gene Ontology annotation, cellular component: extracellular region. The record is from RefSeq and is a predicted model, not a curated record. The coding region runs from base 414 to 1400 and encodes 328 amino acids. Gene Ontology annotation, molecular function: carbohydrate binding; heparin binding. NCBI's taxonomy places the organism in Eukaryota, Metazoa, Chordata, Aves, Galliformes, Phasianidae. The transcript is spliced from 6 exons.
GGGAUAACGCUGUCACAUGAGCCAGGGUGUGUGCGCAAGCCUGAGGCGGCCCUCCGACCACUGCCAAGCAGAAAUGACGGGAGGAAAAUAAGUUGAAAGCGAAGCCGUAAGCGCGGGGUGCGAAUUCGGAACGCGGCCAUUUAGCCAAGGGGGAGGCGCCGGGCCCGAGAACUGCCCGGAGAGGGGUGGAGAGAGCCGGGGGAGGGCGGGCGAGGUGCACCGGGACUGAGUCAGCCCGGCCCGCACGAUGCGCACCGAGGGCAGUGCCAGGCGCGGUGCCGCCGAGGAGCCUCUUCCCUCCCCCGCGGCGGCGACCCGCGGCCGGGACCCCCUCUCGCGGCGGGGGGGCGGCCGCGCGGCGGCCUCGGCACCGGGCAGGGCUGCUCCGCCCCCCCGCUGCCCUCUCCCGCACCAUGAGGGGAGGGGACGCGGGGCAGCACCCACGCCGGCGGCAGGUAGAGCGCGGGAGGCUGCUGCCUCUCCUCUCCUGCGCCAUCCUCGCGUGCUGCGCCGAGGUGGCGGCGCUCCGGGACUUCUCAGCUGAAUACAAAACCAAAUCAGCCUGUGAAAACCAGGAACUGAAGCUCCACUGUCAGGAGUCCAAGUUCCUUAUCAUCUACUCUGCCACCUACGGCAGCUGGGCACACGAGGACAACAUCUGUUCGGCCAAGGCAGAGCGCAUCCCUCAGUUUGACUGCUUGUCUCACACAGCGCUAGAAGUGUUAUCAAAGAGGUGUUAUGGGAAACAGAGAUGCAAGAUUAUUGUCAGUAGCCAAGAUUUUGGAAGUCCGUGCCUACCUGGAGUGGCAAAACACCUGAACGUCAGCUAUGCAUGUGUUCCUAAAUUCAUCCUCACAGCUGUCAACCACCUGGUCACUCACGACAAUUCUUCCGUGAAGCAGAAUGACGGUGAACGUGGUAUCGAUAUCGAUCCAAAGGAAUCAAGAUCUCCAAAGAACGAUGGCACCAUCGUUAGCAACUCCUUGGCUACAUUUGCAUAUAUUAGAGAUCACCCGGAAAGAGCCGCUCUGCUGUUUGUGUCCAGUGUUUGUGUGGGAUUAAUCCUCACGCUGUGUGCCUUGGUGAUCCGCGUGUCCUGCUUUAAAGACUUCCAGAAACUGCAGGAAAAGAAGGAGCACUUGGUGCCAGAAAGCGAUGGAGUGGAUGAGAGCAGUGAAAGCGAGGAGGAGGAAGAUGAAGACUCCUCUGGGUCGGAGCUGCCAGACGAGCUGGCAGAACUUUAUAGACCUUCUUACUCAGGUUAUAACUCAGCGGAAGCAGCGGACCUGGCUGAGCGGAUAGAGAGGAGGGAGCAGAUCAUGCAAGAAAUUUGGAUGAACAGUGGUUUGGAUAUGACACCGCCCAGAAAUAUGAACACAUUUUAUAUCAACGAGGAAUAAUGGCGUAUUUCAGCCCCCUUUUUUUUUUUUUUUUUUUUUUUUUAAAAAGAAAUGUACCUUCUGUGAAGGAACAUUUAUAACAGUACGUAUAAUUAUUUGUGAAGUAAGAAGAAAUAUAUGCAAUAAAAAGAGAGUUUCAAGCC